UUAUUGAAAGCAGAGACGGUUCAGAAAGUGUGACUUGUUGGUUGUUUAAAGAACAACUUUGUUAAAAGUGAAAAGUCGUGAAGUCCGCAGCUGUGACGUCACGUGUCUCGCGGAGCUACAAUACUUUCACUUUCAUUUAUCCGGAAGAAGAAAAAGCUGCGUUCAAAUUGUAGCCAUGUACAGGAAGAAGACUAAAGUCAAGAUGUCAGGCAAUAGAAUGGAGGAAUCGGAGCCCAUGGAAGACAAAGAUGAGGUUCAAGUCACACUCUCAUUUAAGCGGUCAGAAGAUGUUUCAAAGUGGAAAUAUCGUGCAGAACUGGAGAUAGUUCUUCAAACUUGGGUCAACAGCAACGACAAUUACAGUGGAGAUUGCAAAGUUUUAGAAGUCCUAGAAGAUAAUAGGGCUGUGAUACGUCUUAAACCUGCUCCAGCCCUGAGAGCGCUUCAGAAACUGAGUGGAGCACUACUGAAGGGGAAAGAAGGGAAAACAGUCACAAUAACGUCUAUUAGUUUGACGCCGCUAGAGGUUGAGACACAAAUAUCAAAGGCGUCAAUGAACCUUCCUCCAUCAUCCUUGACACAGCCACAAGAUGUGCAGCAAGUGCCACUGGGGAAGCAGAGUAGUGCAGUUUCUACAACAGGAGAGGAUAAAUGCACUCUCCCAGUGGGCCAUUUCUGGUACGUGAACCACAUCUACAAGGAGGAAAUUCAACGUAUAGAGAAAGAGAAUGAUGUUAAACUUGAGGUGGAAGUCACAACGACAUUUCAAGGAGACCAGAAAGAUGGAGGCCCACAAAAAGCUCUCUCUGAGUUCACAAACCUCGUCCAGAAGUGCUUAGGUGAUUCAGAUACCUCAACUUUGCCACUAAAGGACGUAAAUCCAGAAGAGUUUAAAGACGUGAUGAAAAUCUUCCUGAGAAAGGAGGACAAGCUUUUGCUUACUCUUUCCAAUGAAGAAAUGACCAUAUGUGGGCCAAGACCAAGACAAGAUGCCCUCAGAAAGUCCUUAAAUGCAAUAAGCAAACAAGAUGUCUUUGGUAUGAUGAAGGGAGACCAGCCACAUGGAAAAAUGCAGGAAUUAGUCUCUGACAAAGACAGAGAGAACCAGUAUUUAAAAAAAAUAACUACCCGCUUUAGUUCUCUCUUCUCAACUGUCUUUGUUUCAGUGAGUGUUGCUGCUGUUGAGCAAUUGUGUCGGUUUUCUACUCACUCUCUGGUUGCUUGCAGCGGUGGGACAAAGCUAUAUCUGUGGUGUGGCUCGUUCCAGUUGUCGGGUUCUCAAUGAGGCCUUUGCCAAACUUAUUCACUCGGAAGACGUAGUUGUUGAUGUAAGUGACAAACAAGAUGUCUUUGAUAUGAUGAAGGGAAACCAGCCCGAUGGAAAAAUGACAUGGCAUACAAAUACCGUACCCCUCCCUGGAUUCUCA
Cottoperca gobio is the source of this 1427-nucleotide messenger RNA. RefSeq lists its product as uncharacterized. The coding region runs from base 176 to 1285 and encodes 369 amino acids. The record is from RefSeq and is a predicted model, not a curated record. Lineage: Eukaryota; Metazoa; Chordata; Actinopteri; Perciformes; Bovichtidae. The transcript has 5 exons.